AUGGAUAACGAAGAUUUGAGGCCAGGGACGAAAAAGAAGAAGAGAUCCAAACCGAUUGAAAUUGGUUUUGAUUCGGAUAACGAUAAGCCAAUUGGAUCGUUUUUGAAGUUGAAGAGGAAUAAGAAGAAGGUUAGUUUUGCAUCAGGGGGUUCUUGUGGUGGAGAUUCUGUUAAGGAAAAUGAGAAUUCUAGGGUUAUGGAUGAUAAUGAUACCUUGGCUACCUUUAGAAAAAGGUUGAAGGGUCCAAAGAGAGAUCAGGGAUAUGGUUUGAAUGUUUCUAAUGAGGGUGAUGGUUUGGGAAGUGGCGGAUCUGGGAAAGGUGAUGAUAACAUGCAGCUGCGUCAUGAUCAUGAUUCUGGUCAGCAUAUGGAAGAAUCCUUGUCUACGAUUUUCCACAAGGCGCAGUUUAGUUCUGUUAGGAAAUCCCGUGGAGCGUUAGGUUCAAAGCAGAAAAAACGGAAUCGGAGUGUGGAUAGUGGGUUGAAACAUGGUUCCCGGAGUUUAACAGAAAAUGUAGAUUAUGUGGUUGAAAGUAGAUCUGGAUCUGCUUUUACCUUGAAAUCGGUUGAGAGAAAUCAUGAGUCUGAUACGUUUUGUUCAGUAUCUGCGAUGGAGAAUCAACAGGGUAGUGGUGACUGUUUGCAAGAUGAAAAGGCCAAGGGUAUUUGUGAUUCAAACAUUCCUGAUGAACCGUCGGUUGAUCACUCUAACUCGAUCAUUGCCUGCGAUGGUGAUAGACAGCUAUUGUCAAUUGUACAAGUUGUAAAUGUUUGUGGUGCUUCUGACGAAAAGGUUACAUUGCAAGAAAAAAUUAUCGAUAAUAGUUUGAAUCGGUGUUCUUCCAUGUUACAAGAUGUUGAAAUAAUUGAUAUCGACUCUCUCUCUAAAGUGGGGGAAGGGGUGUGUGGACUUUCUGAGACAGCAGAGCUUGAGAAUAAUAGAUCAACUGAUGAAAUAGCAGAAGAACAGGUGCGUAAUGGUGCUUCAGAAGGAGGUGUUUCUUCUUCCGCAGAGAAAGAAGUUUUGUUAACUUGUCACACCGAGCUCUUGAUAAAAUUAAAUGAAAAUAAUCCCAUGGUUUCUGGAAAAAGGUUCCAGGAAUCUUCAAUCAAUGGAGGCUGCUCAUCUGAAAAACAUGAAGCAAUUGCCAGUGGUAGUUUAUCCUCUGUUUUGCCUAACGAUGCCAAUGAAUCUGAAUUGAUUGUCCAGUCAAAUCACCCGGACAAACCUUUGGAAAUGUGUAAUAUUCCAAAAUACUCUAAUGCACCCAUUCUGAAGUGCAGCUAUGCGUUAGAUCCAAAUCAAUCUGAUGGAUCCUCUAUACAAUCUUCAAUUCCAGAUGAAAAUGGAAACACUGCAGAAUAUCACGUCUCUGUGUCUGAUUUUGCUGACAAUGGUGGUAAGAUAUCUAGCAUUCCUCGGGCAACACGAAAGACCAAAAUGAAUAAGCACGGCGACAUGACUUAUGAGGGGGAUGCUGAUUGGGAGAUUUUAAUAAAUGAUAAAGCCCUAAUUGGAAGCCAAGAUGCUGCAGACGGUGAACACACUCUUAGAACAAGAGUAAAGCAGGAUUCCUCUUUGAAUGCUGUUGAGGACUCUGAAAGUGUUGCAGUAGCGGCAGUAUCUGCUGGGCUGAAAGCUCGUGCAGUCGGUCCAAUUGAGAAAAUAAAAUUUAAGGAGAUCUUGAAGCGUAAAGGUGGUCUCAAGGAAUAUUUAGAUUGCAGGAAUAAGAUCUUAAGCCUAUGGAGCAGUGAUGUCACACGUAUUUUACCUCUUGCUGAAUGUGGAGUUAGUGAUACCCAUUCUGAGAAUGAAAGUCCUCGUUCUUCUCUUAUUAGGGAGGUCUAUGCAUUUCUUGAUCAAUAUGGUUAUAUAAAUGUUGGAGUUGCCUCUCAAAAGGAGAAUGUUGAGAGCUGUGCAAGACAUUGUUACAAACUUGUAAAAGAAAAAGGAUUCGAGGAAAAUCCUACAGCUUCAUUGGCCGGCUCUGAAGAUGGAGUUUCAUUUAAUGUUGGUCAGACUAAGAUGUCAUAUGCUUCUAUGGACAUUAACAAUGAUCUAAUAAAGGAUUUUGAAGACCUGACAACUGAGGCUGCAGAGGGCAUGAUGCAUGUUGACGAAGUGAUGAGAGAUUCAUCAAACAUGGCACAACAUGAAAGAAAAAAUUAUGAUGACCAGGAAAAUGUCGGGAUUCAGGAUGGAGUCAAUGGAAUUCUACAUUUCAAUGAUGACAGUGCUGUCCCUUCUUUUAACUUUCCUGAUUGCAGAUUGACUUCUCUUGUUGCUACAAAACAAAACAGUGAAUCUAAAUGUGUUAAACAUGCAUUAGGGGAUCAGAUAGGUGAUACUCUGCAGUCUGAUUUAGAAGCUAGAAAGAGAGUGAUUAUAAUUGGAGCUGGUCCUGCUGGGCUAACUGCUGCUCGCCACUUGAAUCGCCAGGGGUUUACUGUAACUGUGCUUGAGGCUAGGAAUAGGAUAGGAGGUCGGGUAUUUACAGAUCACUCGUCUCUUUCUGUCCCUGUGGAUCUUGGUGCUAGCAUUAUCACGGGUGUUGAGGCUGAUGUGGCCACUGAGAGAAGACCAGAUCCUUCCUCCUUGGUUUGUGCUCAGCUGGGCCUCGAAUUGUCAAUGUUAAACAGUGACUGCCCUCUUUAUGACACAGUGACUGGUCAAAAAGUUCCUUCAGAAAUGGAUGAAUCACUGGAAGCUGAAUACAACAGUCUUCUUGAUGACAUGGUACUGGUUGUUGCUCGGAAAGGUGAACAAGCAAUGAAAAUGUCUCUUGAAGAUGGUUUAGAAUACGCCCUUAAGAUUCGCCGCAUGGGACUUUCUGAAGGUAGUGAAGAAACUAAGCAAAAUUUUGAUGAGGAGAUUUUGGAUCCUCAGGAGAGGAGGGUUAUGGAUUGGCACUUUGCUCAUUUGGAGUAUGGCUGUGCUGCUUUGCUUAAAGAAGUUUCUCUUCCCUAUUGGAAUCAAGACGACGUGUAUGGAGGAUUUGGAGGACCUCAUUGUAUGAUCAAAGGAGGUUAUAGCACUGUUGUUGAGUCUCUUGGAGAAGGGCUUGCUAUUCACAUGAACCACACUGUCACAAAUGUGUCAUAUGGUAUCAAAGAACCUGGCCAGAAUAAUAAAGUCAAAGUUUCUACAUUGAAUGGCAAUGAGUUUUUUGGAGAUGCUGUCCUCAUUACUGUCCCACUUGGCUGUUUGAAAGCUGAAACCAUACAGUUCUCCCCCUCUUUGCCGGAGUGGAAAUGUUCUUCCAUUCAGCGUCUUGGCUUUGGAGUUCUCAAUAAAGUGGUUUUGGAAUUUCCUACUGUGUUUUGGGAUGAUGCGGUGGACUACUUUGGAGCAACAGCUGAGGAUAGAAGCAAAAGAGGUCACUGCUUUAUGUUCUGGAAUGUCAAGAAAACUGUUGGGGCUCCUGUCCUCAUAGCAUUAGUGGUUGGUAAGGCAGCCAUUGACGGUCAAAGUUUAAGCUCUUUUGAUCAUGUCAACCAUGCAUUGAAGGUUCUUCGGAAACUUUUUGGGGAGGCUUCAGUUCCUGAUCCUGUGGGAUAUGUUGUGACUGAUUGGGGUAGGGAUCCCUAUAGCUUUGGUGCUUACUCUUAUGUUGCUGUUGGAGCAUCAGGAGAAGACUACGAUAUCUUAGGAAGACCAGUUGAUAACUGCUUGUUUUUUGCUGGUGAAGCAACCUGCAAAGAACACCCUGACACUGUUGGUGGUGCAAUGAUGAGUGGACUACGGGAGGCUGUUCGCAUAAUUGACAUAUUGAACACAGGAAAUGACAAUACUGCAGAGUUAGAGGCAUUGGAAGCUGCACAGGGACAGUUGGACACCGAAAGGAAUGAAGUUAGGGACAUAAUAAAGAGACUUGAUGCAGUUGAGCUUUCUAACAUACUAUAUAAGAACUCUUUUGAGGGUGCUCAAAUCAUAACCCGAGAAGCUUUAUUAAAGGAAAUGUUUCUCAAUGUGAAAACCAAUGCUGGGCGAUUGCAUGUGGCCAAACAAUUGCUAAGUCUUCCUGUUGGAAACUUGAAGUCCAUUGCUGGAAGUAAGGAGGGGCUAACUGUCCUCAACUCCUGGAUACUGGACUCAAUGGGAAAAGAUGGCACCCAACUCUUGAGGCAUUGUUUGCGUCUUCUUGUGCGCGUGUCCACUGAUCUAGGUGCUGUACGCUUAUCAGGAAUGGGGAAAACAGUGAAGGAAAAAGUUUGUGUACACACUAGCCGUGAUAUUCGAGCUAUAGCUAGCCAAUUGGUCAAUGUAUGGCUUGAAAUUUUCCGCAAGGAAAAAGCUUCUAAUGGGGGAUUAAAGUUGUCAAGGCAAAUAACUACUCUAGAAUUAUCAAAGAGAAAAUCUUUAAAAGAUUCAGCCUCAGGGAAGCCUCCUCUAAGCAUACAUCAGAGUGCCGUAGAGAAUAAAGAAGGCUUGCUGAAUCCUGUAUCUGCUGGAAGCAAUUCACCUUCAACCACACAUGCGAGGAAAUGGCACAGCAAACAAGGAAGACAACAAUCAGCAUGUGACUCAAGGCAUGAAGUCAGUUCUUCCAGGUCUCAAGGUUCAAUAGACAAAAUAGACACUAAGCAGGAAAAUAAACGCUAUGCCAUGUCUGAAGAAGAAAAGGCUGCUAUAGCUGCUGCAGAAGCUGCCCGUACUAAAGCAAUUGCUGCUGCUGAGGCAUAUGCCUCUGCAGAAGCUAGGUGCAGUACACUGUCACAGCUUCCGAAGAUACCCUCAUUCCAUAAAUUUGCUAGACGAGAGCAGUAUUCACAAAAUGAUGAGAUUGAUAGUAGAAAAAAGUUACCCGGUGGUUUGUUCGGAAGGCAAGAUUGUGUUUCCGAGAUCGAUUCUAGGAAUUGCAGAAGGAGUCAUUCAAAUGAGAUUGCCAGCCAUUUGAAUUUCGGAGAGCGCUCAGGAGAAAGUGCUGCUGUGGACAGUAAUCUAUAUACAAAAGCUUGGAUUGACACAGCUGGUGAUGGGGUAGUAAAAGAUCAUCUUGCCAUAGAGAGAUGGCAAUCUCAAGCAGCUGAAGCUGAUUCUUAUUUUUCUGAUCAAAUCAAUCAUUUGAAGGAUGAGGAGGAUUCAAAUGCCUAUUCAAGGUUACCCAGAUGGAAACAUGAUGGUGUAGUAAAUGAGAGUUCUGUUUCCCAGGUUACUGUAAAUAAGGAAGAGGCCUUCAAAGGCCAUUCUCGAGGAGCAGAUCAUAUUAAACAGGCUGUUGUUGACUAUGUUGGAUCACUACUUAUGCCCCUUUAUAAGGCUAGGAAACUAGACAAGGAUGGAUACAAGGCAAUAAUGAAGAAAAGUGCAACAAAGGUCAUGGAGCAAGCAACGGAUGCAGAAAAAGGCAUGACUGUUCGUGAGUUUCUAGACUUUAAGCGAAGGAAUAAGAUUCGCUCGUUUGUGGAUAUAUUGAUUGAGAGACAUAUGGCAACAAAACCGGGUACAAAAUCAUAA
Molecule: messenger RNA, 5457 nt
Organism: Vicia faba (fava bean)
Lineage: Eukaryota; Viridiplantae; Streptophyta; Magnoliopsida; Fabales; Fabaceae
Source: the annotation of a GenBank genome assembly